GCCGCUACGGUCCGGGCGAUCGGUCCGUAGAAAAAAGGUUUUCGGGAUAACAUUCGGGAUGGAGCAGACCGAGAUCGACGGUUCGUUCGGACGUGAGUGCGUCGACGCGAUGGGAUGGGACACGACGUUCGUCGAGGAGGAGCGGCUGCCGCCCGCGGAAGACACGGACGAUCCGGAGCACGAGGCGGAUGUUUUGGAACACCAGCAUAUUGCUGCGCAGCAACAGGAAUCGAGCCAAAAACCAAGCCAACUCAGGAGAUCAUCGAAAUUAUUCAGGAUAGCGAGCGUUUGGGCCUUAUCCUGCGCCUUAGACCUGGGCUUGCUCGGCGAAUCUUCCCUCAAGGAGGUCGUCAUUGCGAGUUACUCGGAGUUGAACUCUCUGUCCACCAACGAGGACGCGACGAAAUCUCCUGAUCUCGAAGCGAACGAUUGCAAGGGUGAUGCGUCCAAGUCCGCGAGUAUCUUCGGUAAUUCGUGGCCGUUCAUCGAUCCGGCGCAAAUUAAGCAGAUCGCUUGUACAAAGCCCGUCCGAAAGCGAAGGAAGAAAACGAGAUGGUCGGUGAAACGGCAAAGGAAACCAAAGGACGCGUGUCCAAGAAUCGGCAGCGCAAGGACGACGAGUCUCUCGACUAUGACAGACACCUCGUCCUCGCUGCGAGGAUCCAAGCGAGAAAAUCUCGGCGUAUCACAUGAUCGAUCGGCGAGAUUAUCAGUGAGGAAGAACCUUUCGUCAACGCGAUCUCGCGUUUUCGUCGCCGAAGAGGACGGGCGUUUGUCCGAAAGUUACAGAUCGAGCGAGAACGACGACGAAGAGGAAGAAGUAAUUAGUCAGACGACAUCGGAAAGGAGUUCGGAGGAGAUUGCUCCGGUUGAUUAUUCCGGCUCCGAAUUCUACUCGACGAGUCACACGAAGGAAGAAGAGCCGCAAAAUCGGACGGAGUCGCCGGAAUAUCCUGAUUACUUCGCGAACGUCCUGCGGAUCGAUGACAACAGCGAGAACAAUGAUCUCGACACCUCGGAGGAUGAUACUGCCAGGGAUGACGCGCAAACCGCCAAGUUUGCGAAAUUUGCGGAACGACGGACGUCGCGCAAGAUCCUCGAAAAUCAAAACUCUCCGCAUAGAACCCGAAAAGCGUCAUCGAGAAAGAAAAAACUCGAGUCAAAAAACAGCGAGACUUGCAUCGAGAUGCCGAAAAGACGAAGAAACAGGUCGGUUGAACAGGGGGAAAAGACUCAUAAUAACUCCACGGCAUAUAAUCACUACGACCGUCGGCGACGUUCUCAAGAUUUGGAGGAAAAUUCUCCGAAAAGCAAAUCGGAUUCGAGAGAUGCUGUUGCAGCUGGCAAUGCUGGCAUGCGUGAUGUCGCGGAGGAAAUUACGGUACAGAAACGUAAAGCACGGCGGCGUUCUCACAAUUUUACAAAUGCCGCCUCGUGCGAAAGGAAAUCGCAGAAAGACACAGCCGAUGCACUUAUGCGGGAUAUUAAAGAAGAAAUAAACAUGAAAAUUGAGAAGAAUGUUGAAAGUAUUGGAAAAACGAUUUCCGAAAUCGAGGAAGACAUACUCCUGGAUUGGAGUUACAAGGAUUCGAGUUACAAGGAUCUCAGUCAGGAAUACGAUUGGGUGGACAAUGACGAGUCUAACGAUCGGGAUUUAUCAUCCCAGGCCUUGGAACGUUCAUUCGAUUCGACAAAUGCCGAAGAGUUCGUUAAUACCGUUGGCAGACGUCGUAGAAGAAAGAGAUACAGAUAUUCGAUCGAUUGCAAAUUCGACGAGAGCACGGAGACGGCUUACCGGAGUGUUUUCCACGAUUGCAUCGAUUUCGAUACUCCGCGAUCGACCCCGUCCUUGAAAAUAAACAUGGAGGAGAGCUGGAAAUCGGCGGUGGAGGACAGCAGCGACAACGACGACGAGAUCCACUCGUCCUGGCGCCGAUCGACUUUAGAAUCCUCAAUUGAAGAAUGCGGUAACGAAGUUGAUGGCGCGCUGCUAUUGGCUCGGAAGAUCGUUAGCGACGAUUCGACAAAAGACGAAAAAUGUGAUGACGAGCACGAGACGUUGAACAACGCGUGUUACAAGUAUCACGAAAUGUCAGAUACUUUCACAGCGGCCAAAAACAGUUCUCUUCACGAUUCGGACGAGGAUAUAGAAUUCCCAAAUCAAUCUGACGAUAUAAUCACGUAUAGAAAUAAAAAUAGAACAAUUAGGAGAUCGGCAUCGAUGGACUACAGCAUUAAGGAUGAAGACGAUAAUGUCAAGGUCCAAGGUAGAGGUCCCAAACACCCAAAACUUAGUAGCAAAAUAAAUGUAAUGCGACAAAUCCCGCGUGACAAGGGUAACAAUUUGGAUGAUAGUGAUAAAAAGGAAAGUGGUCCGCGCAGAGUGACCAGGGCUCUGGUAAAGACCAAAAACCAAAGUAAAGUAAAUCAUGUCGGGAAGCUAGUGUGGGGAUUCUUUUCAGGAUGGUGGCCAGCACUGAUCGUUGACGCCAAACAUGUAGGAAUGGCUCCUGUGCCCGGCAAGUUGUGGGUCUUCUGGAUCGGAGAAUCGCAAAUAUCGUCGCUCAGAGAAGAAACACAGAUACAACCGUUCUCGAGAUGUUUGGAGGUGCGAUUGUCACAAUCACAGAUAGACAAACCGUCGCGUAAAAAUGUUCGUGUGCACGCCAUUGACACGACUAUAAAGAUGCUUCACCAACGUUACAACGGCAAUCUGACAAAGCCUUAUUAUUUUUGGAUACAACGGAACAUAGAUAUGGAGACAUUGGACGACCUAUCAUUUUAUCCAUAUCCGGAAGACAUACAAGCAAAGUUGGAUGAAUUGAGGGAAAGGAACGAAAAAGCUACUAAAAAAUAUAUAUUGAGUCAGAGAAGUUCACCGGAAGUACCACCGACGAAAAAGCAGAAUGUGGAAAAAAAUAAAGAUACAACUAUAAGUUGGGAACAGAUCGACGAUGAGCGUUUAGGUCUGCAAGACCAACAGCCUGGUGUAAUAGCUUGGGCAAAAAUCCCUGGACACUGUUGGUGGCCCGCGAUGAUUAUUGAUUAUCGCGACUGUUGCUUGAAAGAACCGAGUUUUGGAUGUCAAUGGAUUAUGUGGUAUGGAGAUUAUCAAGUUUCAGAGGUACGUCAUAUCGCAUUUUUGAAAUUUCACAAAGGAAUAGAAAAAAUGCGCGAGUACAUUCAAAAUACGAGCAAAAGACAGCCGUAUCUUGAAGGCGUACUUCAAGCUUCUAAGGAUUAUUGCUCACGUUUAGGAUGCAACACGGAUAACUGGACUUUAGAUAAUGUCUUUGAAUAUUUUUCAAAUAAUAUUCACAUACCAAAUAACCAAUUGCAAGUUUCAGACUCUAACAAGGUAUAUGAUAAGUAUUCCGACAUGAUGAUAAAAAAAAUUAACGAAUUUAAGUUCAAGUCAGAUGUAGAUGCUGAACGGAAGCGUGAUAUAAAAGCGAGCGAUGAUUUUCGCCGCGCAAUGUCAGGAGAAUGCGACAUAGAAAAAUUAUGUUUAAAAUGUUUGACGAUUCCUAAAGGUAAAAAGGAGGAACAUCCGUUCUUUACAGGAUCCUUAUGUAAAGAAUGCUCGAACGAAUUUAAACCGUGUAUGUUCGUACACGGGAACGAUGGCAAGUGCUUUUAUUGCACAGUUUGCGCCAGUACCGGUACGGUUCUUAUUUGUGAUUCAGAAGAAUGUCCACGUGUCUACUGUACAGCAUGUCUGAAAAUGUUGAUAUGUCCAAAAUCAUACGACGAAAUGCUGAAUGAAGAUCCAUGGGAAUGUUUUCUCUGCAGAGACGAAACCAAACAGCCCGAGGAUAUGAUAUUUCGUAGGCGGUUAAAUUGGAAAGAGAAAUUUGCAAAAAUGUUCCGCACAACUCCUAAUCUGACGUCUGAUGUAGAUGUUGAAAGUUAUAAGAAGGAAAAUAGGGCCGUGCGCGUGCUGUCGCUUUUUGACGGUUUGAGCACUGGUUUUUUGGUGCUUCAAAAAUUGGGGCUCGUUGUGGACGUUUAUUACGCUAGUGAAAUUGAUGUAAAUGCAUUAACGAUUAGCUCCUCACACUUCGGCGACCGUAUUACUUAUCUAGGAGAUGUAAGAGGCAUAACGAAGGAAAAAAUUCAAGAAAUCGCACCGAUUGACUUGCUAAUCGGUGGGUCGCCAUGCAAUGACUUAAGUCUGGUCAAUCCGGCGCGAUUAGGUCUCCACGAUCCGAAGGGGACAGGCAUUCUCUUUUUCGAGUACAUCCGAAUAAGAAAACUGAUGGAAAAAGCCAACAAAGGUCGACACAUGUUUUGGUUGUUCGAAAAUGUCGCAUCCAUGCCAACCGAGUACAGAUUAGAAAUUAACAAAUAUCUGGGACGGGAACCUGACGUUAUAGAUUCAGCGGAUUUUUCGCCUCAGCACAGACUGAGACUUUAUUGGCAUAAUCUUCCCUUUAAUCCAUAUUUGCCGCUGUUUGAAAACAGUCAGGAUGUUCAAGACAAGCUUACGCCAAACUUGAAUCGGAAGGCUCUUUGCAAGAAACUUCAUACAGUUACGGGCAGAACGGGCUCCCUACUGCAAGGAAAAGCGGAAUUGAAACCAAUUAUAAUGAGAGGCAGAUCUGACACGAUAUGGAUCACUGAACUCGAGGAAAUCUUUGGCUUUCCACGACAUUAUACGGACGUGAAGAAUUUAUCAGCCACAAAUCGACAGAAAUUGCUCGGCAAAUCUUGGAGCGUACAAACACUUACUGCCAUAUUGCGACCCUUAUGCUUAUAUUUUAAGUGCAAUGAAAAUGAAACGAGCAAGAAGUCUGUUUCUUAAGAAGAUAUCUCUAUCUCGCUAUCGCGAUAAAUAUUUUUAACGAAAUUUUGAUCCCAAUGGAAUAAUUAAGUACAGUAAUGUGAACGUUUUUUUUAUCUUGUACUAUUUUUGGAUCUCGUUUGUAUGAUCGCAAUUUUAUAUAUAUAUCUAAAAUUUGUAUUUCUAGACAUUGUACGAGAUGUUACAUGUACAUCUGUAUAUUACAUGUAACAAUCUCGUUAAAUGUAUAUACAUAUUGUACGAGAUGUUCCUUGUCAAUAUGAUGAGUUUUAUAUCAUAAUAAUCUCUUUAUACAUACAAUUGAAUUAAAAUUGUACA
This is a messenger RNA of Temnothorax curvispinosus, 5122 nucleotides long. RefSeq lists its product as uncharacterized. Gene Ontology annotation, molecular function: methyltransferase activity. The transcript has 20 exons. The record is from RefSeq and is a predicted model, not a curated record. NCBI's taxonomy places the organism in Eukaryota, Metazoa, Arthropoda, Insecta, Hymenoptera, Formicidae. Gene Ontology annotation, cellular component: nucleus. Bases 59 to 4804 code for a protein of 1581 amino acids.